AGAGGCCGACCAGCCAUUGAUGUUACCAGAGAACACAUUGAAUUUCUGCUGAAGCAAGGCCAUACAAUUUCAAAAACUGCUGAAAUACUGGGAUGCUCCUCAUCAUUUUUGUACAAGAAGUCAAAGUUGUUGGGUAUACCUGUUAGAAGUAUGCUGUCUGCAAUAGAUGAUGGUGAACUAGAACAACAUGUGAGGCAACUUCAGAGCCAAUAUCCUAAUUCUGGAAAUGAGAUGAUAAGAGCCCUGUUGCGUGCACAGGGUGUGCUUGUUACACGGUCCAGGGUGCGUGAGAUGUUGACACGGGUCAAUCCUACUGCUGCUGCAAGGAGAUGGAGCCAGACAGUUGCAAGACGUGUUUACCAUGUACCUUACCCCAAUAGUUUGUGGCACAUUGAUGGGAACAUGCGUCUCAUAAGAUGGGGUUUUGUGAUUCAUGGUGCAAUUGAUGGAUACUCCCGUCUGAUUACUUACCUCAACUGCAGCACAGACAAUCGUGCCACAACAGUGCUUUCUCAGUUUUUGAAAGCAACAUGCCUCUAUGCCCUACCAUCAAGAGUCAGAUCUGACCAUGGUGGUGAAAACAUCCUUGUGGCUUUAUUCAUGCAUCUAGUUCAAGGACUUGAACACAGAGGAUUCAUAACCGGACGAUCAGUUCACAAUCAGAGAAUUGAACGCCUUUGGCGUGAUGUAUUUUUGCAUGUGUUGCAGCACUUUUACCUUAUGUUCUACUCCUUAGAGUAUUCAGAGGUUCUAAACCCAGAUGAUGAUGUCCACAGACUUUCACUGCAUAUUGUUUAUCUUCCUGAGAUUCAAAAAAGACUGGAGCAGUUUAGACAGGCCUGGAACCUCCAUCCGUUGUGAACAGAAAAUAAUUGUUUUGACUGUACUUCUCACACAGACUGCCAUUCUCAAGAGUGCUUUAUUGCUUCACAUCUGUUAACAAACAACAUAAUGCAAUGUAGCUAAAUGGCGCCCUCUCUUGGUUAACUGUUACUAUAGUCAGUAUCAGUACAUCUCCCUUUUUUUUUUUUUUUUUUUUUUUUUUUUUUUUUAACAACAACUUAA
Molecule: messenger RNA, 1065 nt
Organism: Carassius auratus (goldfish)
Lineage: Eukaryota; Metazoa; Chordata; Actinopteri; Cypriniformes; Cyprinidae
Exons: 3
Coding region: 151-861 (236 amino acids)
Biological process (GO): DNA integration
Molecular function (GO): nucleic acid binding
Source: RefSeq, a predicted model, not a curated record